Messenger RNA from Drosophila melanogaster (fruit fly), 7944 nucleotides. RefSeq names its product muscleblind (gene mbl). Gene Ontology annotation, molecular function: metal ion binding. Gene Ontology annotation, cellular component: nucleus. Bases 1160 to 2335 code for a protein of 391 amino acids. The transcript has 9 exons. The record is from RefSeq and is marked reviewed. Lineage: Eukaryota; Metazoa; Arthropoda; Insecta; Diptera; Drosophilidae.
UCAGUUUCGAAAAAUUUUUCGAUGGAAGCGGUUCUGUCAGCGGAAAAGUGAAUUAUACCAGAGCCUGCCUGAAAAACUCAAGAAAACCCCAUCAAAGAAAUAGCAGCUCUCAGCUAAAUAAUAACAAACACAAUACUUUCUGCUCAGUCACCGCAAACAGAAAUAAUCACAAUUCUGCAAAACGCCGUCAUCAAAAAAGUUUUAGCCUACAACUCUAGAAACGCGGAAAAAUUUGUCAAAAAUACAACUAAAAAAACAACAACGCGAGUGCACGUGUAUGUGAGGUGCUCAGUAAGAGUGUUUGCGUGUGUUCGUUUCUGUGUGUGACAGAUAAUAAAAGGAGAAAAAAAGAAGUUGUCGAAAGUCGUUCGUGAAAAUUCAAGAAAAAUAGUGCAAGCGCUGCAGGGAAAUUGUCCGGAAAAAUCGCAAAAUCCAUUGUUUUUAGCCGGCAUCUUAAAAACCAACGAUAACAACAGCUUCUGCAACAACGCGCGUGUUUAGUUCACACACACACCACGGAGCGUCGAGAAAAAAAGGUUAAAAAUACAUUUUCAAUUCACCAUCGGCGUAAAAGUAAAACAAUAAACAAAUACAAGAAAAUAAAACAGCAGCCGCUUUUUCACCCAACAACAACAAUUUCAACAACUUCAACUUCGCCAGCAGCAACAACAACAAGUCAGCUGGACAACCGAAGAUAAUGUAAACUCAGCUUACACACAAAAAAGCAGUAAAAUAUAAAAUACAAAAAUUAACAGCUGCGUUUAUCUAUAGAUAUAUAUAUACACAUCUAUAUAUUUGAAUAAGCGUUCGAUUUGAAUCAAAAUUAUAGCCCAAGCUAUCAGCUACCCCCACAAGCUUUGUACUCCACAAAAACGCUAACGAGCAAAAUCGAUAAAGACCAGAUAGCAAAUGAAAUCAUACCAUCUGCCAUAGAUCUAUGCUAUAAACAUAUAUAGGUGCUGAUCUGUGCUCUUGAAUUUAGUGUUUUUUGUGUGUGCGUGUCGCGAGAGGAGCACUCAAAACCAAAAAAAAAAAAAAAAACGUAUAGUAAAACAAAAAACUAUCUCUAGUCGCUAGGCUAUAACUAUACAAACUCCAGCUAUCCCAGAUCCAGAUCCGUAAACAGCAAAUAGUUAUAUAUCUAUAACCCCAAAAUACGAUGGCCAACGUUGUCAAUAUGAACAGCCUGCUCAACGGCAAGGAUUCGCGCUGGCUGCAAUUGGAGGUCUGUCGCGAGUUCCAGCGCAACAAAUGCUCGCGCCAGGACACCGAAUGCAAGUUCGCCCAUCCCCCGGCCAACGUGGAGGUCCAGAACGGCAAGGUCACCGCCUGCUACGACAGCAUCAAGGGCCGCUGUAAUCGUGAUAAACCGCCGUGCAAAUACUUUCAUCCACCACAGCAUCUGAAGGAUCAGUUAUUGAUAAAUGGACGCAAUCAUUUGGCCCUCAAGAAUGCACUGAUGCAACAGAUGGGCAUCGCGCCCGGCCAACCGGUCAUAUCGGGCCAAGUGCCAGCCGUGGCAACAAACCCCUAUCUGACCGGCAUUCCGGCCAACUCGUACAGUCCGUACUACACAACGGGACACCUGGUGCCCGCCUUGCUGGGUCCGGAUCCCGUGACCUCCCAACUGGGACCCGUGGUGCCCCAAACAGUGCAGGUGGCACAGCAGAAAAUACCACGUUCCGACAGAUUAGAGGUGUGCCGCGAAUUCCUGCGCGGCGCCUGCAAACGGGCGGAAUCCGAGUGCCGGUUCGCCCAUCCGCAGGAGAGCGUCGCCAGGCACGACGACGGCUCGAUAACGGUUUGCAUGGACGCCGUGAAGGGCAGGUGCGCACGCGACCCCUGCCGCUACUUCCAUCCCCCCCUGCACCUACAGGCACAAUUAAAAGCGGCCCAAACACGCGCCACCGCUGUCGCUGCUGCAGCUGCGACCUCACCUCUUGCGGCACACCAUCACCAGCAACAACAACAAUUGCAACACCAGCUGAACAACAUCAACAACAACAACAACCACAGCACCGCUGGCGCAGCAGCCACCUCGACAACAGCAACAACAACCACAAACAACGCCGCUGCCGCCGCCGCCGCUGCUGCCGCCGCCGCUGCCGCCGCUGUCAUGGGCCAUCACACACUGGAAGUGGGCAAGAAGCGGGCGGCGGACACGACCGACAUGUUUCCACUGCAAUUCUCUGGCAUGGUACCGUUCAAACGUCCAGCUGCCGAAAAGUCUGGCAUUCCAGUUUAUCAGCCCGGUGCGACCGCCUAUCAGCAGCUAAUGCAGCCCUACGUGCCAGUCUCAUUUACUGGACACCCUCCCGGUGUGCCAAGAUUUUAAUAGAUCUAUGUGCAGUCGGUUAAAUUGUAGAUUCGUUCAUUUAACUGAAGAUGACAAGGUCGAGGUGAUUGAUCAACGUGUUGCUGUCUGCCGCGAUCAUGCCAACAGCCAGUGCCGCCGCAAGCAGUGUAAAUACUACCACAUACCGAUUGUCCUGCCGCCGGCCAACAUCAUGGCGGCCAUGAUCACCAGUCCCAGUGAUCAGCAGCCAGCUGUGCCGGUGGCCACAACAACAGCCAAUCCGGCGGCAGCGGCGGCGGCGGCAGCAGCAGCAACAGCAGCCGGCUACAACGGCACCAGCAACUUGAUAAUCAUCGAGCCGCAGCAGCAACAGCAACAGCCGCCGCAGCAGCAGCAACAGUUCAGCUAUCACAGCAACAGCAGCAAUAACAACUACUACCACAGCAAUGCCAGCAAGCAGGCAGCACACGCCAGCAACAUGUAUCAACAGCAGCAGCAGCAGCAUCAGCAACAGCAGCAACAUCAGCAACAUCUGCAGCAUCAGCAACACGCGCAGCAGCAAACACACAUCACCUACCACUGCAGCUCGCCCUACUCCCCCUCGUCGGCAUCCUCUUCAUCCUCCUGCUCGAUAGCCACCUCGCCGACCCUCUCGUCGGCCACCACGCUAUCCACCACCUCGACGGCCACUAUGCCCACGCCCCAGCAACAGUAUCAGGGCCCGGCGGCCACGGCGACCUUUCUAAAGGCCCCCGCCUAUUAUACCGAUGCCACGCCCACCCUGGUGCUGAGCAGCGACUAUAACUCCAACUGCAUCCCCAUCCAGGCGACGCCGUUCAUCUCGCUGCAGGCUGCUCCGCAGCAACAUCUGCUGAAGUACACCACCCAGGCACCGCCACCGCAGGCGCAGCAGCAUGCCUUUGUGGGUCACCACUACCAGACGCAGAUGGGCCAGGUGGUGGCCACUACUGUGGCGGCCAUUCCGGCCACCACGAUAACGGUGGCGCCGGCAACAGUGGCGUCUCCAUCGACAUGCAUCUAGAAGAAGGGGGUUUCUUAUCUGCCGCAGGGGGCAGCUCUGUUUAUUUUACCAGAGACGUAUAUUAGGUCAUAGGGAUGUGUUUCCUGCGAAGUCCCUAUAGAUUUGAAAACAUUAGUUAUGGCGCCCAAAAGUGAAAAGUGAAAUAUUUAAAACUAAAGAGUUAUUUGAGCACUUUUAAUUAACAUAAUUUUGAAAUAUUAUCCUGUUAGCCAUAGGAGGAACUAAAAUGUUCAUUUUAUAAAGUCUAGCAUACUUUUAAGCACCUUAAUUGAUGUUUUCAAAAACCAAGAGGCCCAAGAAACACAUCGUAUAGGGUUUUUCUUUAUUAAAAGUUUGUCACCUACCUUUAUCCAUUGAAUACUCGUUUUUGUCAACUCCAGUUCACCUAGAUACUUAUAUUGCAUAAUCCUCAAAACCUAAGCAACACAAUACGUAUACCAAUCAUGAAUACUCCCCAAGCGAUGCUCUACACGAGACUCCAAGCUAAAUUGAAAGAAAUCAAAAAGCAAAUGCAGAACUUGUCUGAAAAAGGUCUAAGCUAGUAAAUAAAACUUCAAACAAUCACAUUCUACGAAACACAAACACAAAGCAGUAAUGGAAGUUUUUGAUGAAAAUUAAAGGUUGAUACGAACUAUUUACAAAAAAUAAGAACCGAAAGUACUUUUGGGGGAAAGGAGAAAGGUAAACUCAACUGAACUUUUUCGUACGUAUAGCAAGACUUUAACGUGUAAGCAUCUCAUUUACACAUCAAGUGACAUGCAUUAGAGGGAAAACAUUGAGUGAAGACUCUACAAUAUUGCAAAACCCAAACAGAAGAGAUGAAUAAUACGAGUGUUGUUAAAUGCGAAAAGAAACUAAAGAAAAUUAGCAAUUAAAAAUUGAAAUUAAUAUUACAAGAGAAAGAACUUUGGAGGAGAGCGCAGUUGCAUUAAAAUUAGUUACAAACUAUUUUAAACUCUAGUGUUCCAUAUUUCAAUGCAAAUAAAAAAUACAAAUAAAAGUGAAUAAAGAUAAAGGUACAUUAAAGUGGAUAAACAUAUAGUGAGGAGUGUUAAUAUUAGCUAAGGUUAAGCCUGACAAACCGUUCUCCAUGGCAAAUAGUCAAAAUUAAUCAAAAACAGAAUCUACAUAGGCCAUAGAUAAGCAGCAAGAACAACUAAUAAUAAACACUUAACAAUAACAAUAAUAAUAACGAUAAUGAUAACGAUAACGAAAACGAUGAGGAUGAAGAUGAAAAAAGUACAGUCACGUCCUAUUUUUGCAACAACGAUUUACUACAAGCGAGAGGCAAACGAUACGGAGAUUUUAUUAAGCAAAAUGGUCAGCAGAGGUCAGAUAAAGAAAACAGAGUACAGAAACCAUAAUCCUUUUUUACAUUUUAUAAUAACGAUCAAGAUAAAUCAGCAGAACUACAGCAAGAGAAACCAUAUUUUUUAUAUACAAUGGAAGCAUCAAAAACAACACUGAUAAACAAAAUCGAUAUGAGGUAAACAAACAAGAAAUUUAAUCAAAUUUAAAGGAAUAAGCAUUUUUUGCAAACAACAAACAAAGACGGAGACUUUUUUAAAGUGUAUUAAUAACAACUUAUUUAGCUGAAUUCUCUAGCAAAUGAACACAAAGAACUCUAAACAACAUUUAAUGAGGAUAACCACUCAGCUCACACAGAAAUCGAAAUUGUACCGUAUUAUAUCUUCCUAUGCAAACGAUUUGUAAGCACUAUAUAUGUAUAUAGAAACAUACCCACUAUAUGCGACAUUUACGAAUCCAGACUUAUUUCCGAUUAACUGUUCGUUUACAGUUUGCCGCUGUUUUAAUGACGUUUUGUGACUUGUUUUUUAUACACUCAAGAACGUAUUUGGAACACACAUAAUAAGAAUUACAUUAAAUUGCAGAACGGAAACUACUUAUUAUAUACAAAAGCAUACGUACAUAUAUACACCAUAUAUGUAUAUAUACUACAUAUAUUUAUGUCUGUACACGUAUGAAUAUAUAUACAUUAACACAAAUAUAUUGAUUAUAUAUAUACAUAUAUAUAUUUACUAAUGGCAACUAAACAUGAAAUGUGAUCUUUUAAAGAAACAAAAAGUAAAGAAAGAAAAAUAAUAAUUAAACGAUGGCAGGCAGAAUUGGAUAAAGGUAAAACUGAAUUAAAGUAAAUCGAACUAGCAGCAAUCGAAUACUAGAGCCAUGGCAAGCAGGAUAGUUAAACGUAAUUUUAAAUGGGUUCCAUCUCGAGGCAAGCGUACGAAUAUCUCCAUUCAAUAAGGAUAACACCAAUAAUACUCGACAUCUAGCUAAUAAUUGUUCAGCAAUAACAGAUAUAUCUACAUAUACAUUUAAGGGCUGGCUAUAAUAUACGGAAAUUUGUUUUUUUUUUCAUCGCAAUCACACUAUCACCUAUCACUAUCACCUAUUACUAUCUCUCAAUCUCACUACUGUCCGUACACCUGAGUUCCUCCUUUUCAAUAAGACUCGGAUAGCGUAUAUCCAGCACCUAAACCUAACCACUUGUAGUACUCAACUUCAGCUCGCUCUCUUCGAAGCCUCCUCCAAACUUACUCGAUCACACGGAAGUCGUAUCCCGAACUUUUCCGUACUCAAAAUAAGAAUGCCUAAUAAGUUUCCGUCCAUUAUAAUCAGACCUUAAAUCUAUGUGCAACGACAGCGGAAGCAGAAGCAAGUGGAACAGUUGUAAACGAAUAAAAGUAAAUUAACUAAAGUAAACAAUUAAAGUAAAUGAUUAAUUAUAAACACAAUACACGUAGAUUCUCAAACUAAAAGCUCGUCGACAUUUUAACAGUUACUAACAUUUAAAUAAUAAUAACGACAAAUGAGUAAUACAAUAAGCUGCAAAAGGGCAAACAAAAAAAGGGAAACCAUGAUGUUUUGUGUAAAAAUAAAUGUUCUUUAAAGAGAAAAAAUUUAAAAAUCGAAAAAAAACACACACACAAAAACCAAUAAACGAAAAUGAGAAAUCCUAGUUACUAAGCAAACUAACUACGAACAUAUAGACACUAUAGAAUCAUUGUACCAUAAGAGAUUUCAGCGGGAUUUUGUUCAACUUGACAUCUUCUCUAGUAUGUGUAGAUUGGCAUGUCAUUUGACAUGGCCACGCAUGUAGAAUAGCACGAGUUUGUAAACUAGAAACGAAACUUUUAUUUGCCUUAACAUCAAACCAAUAUAUACACCAAUAUACAUUGAUUUAAAUCUUCUGAAUAGUUUCGAAUUGUUUCGAAAACCAAUUUCACUUGACGCAUGUACAUGGCGCUCUUAAAACAAACAGAUACAGAUACUAUAUGACAGCAGAAAAUAAUUCUGAAUCGAAGGGAAAACGGAUUAAUGUAGUUAUGUGUAGAGUCUCCUUCAUUGUAAGUCAUAGUUAUUAUUGUUAAUUUUAAUUUAUAUUUACACAUAUAUAUUAGAUCAUUAUGAUUAUUAAUUGUGAAUAUGAUGUGAUGUGUUUAUUGAAAGAAAAACAAAAACGAAACUAAAACAAAACAAAACAAAAUCGAAAAUACAAUUACUGAAUGUUGCAACGUAAAGAAAACUAAAUGUAUUGAACCCUGAGCGAAGAGUGAAGCGAAAUUACAAGAAACCUUAUCGAGAAUGUGAGGGAAAAUCAAUUUUACUCCACUUCGGAUGGUUAAGUAAGCGUAAUGUUAAAUUACACUAUGAUACAAGGCAUAUGUUUGUAUGUACUGUAAGUAGUUAUUCAUUUUUGUCAGGUGAUAUCAACGAAUUUUUCGAUAUGUUCUUCAGGCAGAGCUUACCCUCUGCCCCAAGCCCCCCACGACCCUGUGUCUAUAUCGUUUAUAAUUGAGUUAAGUUUUCAAUAUUAUUUCUUCGUCUCUUGUCGUUUUUUUGUUUUGUGAUAUUCGCGGUGGUGAGAAAGUUGGCCGAAUAAUUGUUGUUCGUUGUUUAUAUUUUGUGUUCAUCUAUAUUUUUGUAGUUUGUUUUAUUUUUUAUAAAUAUACAUUGUAUUAAACAUAUAUUAAAUAUACAUUAAUGAACUAGUAUAUACAACUUAACUAUACACAUAUACAAAUAAAGAUGAAUUGAAAUAAUAGCUCUUAAGGUACGGAGUUUUUGGCAGGAAGAAAUCCACAAAAGUAAAACUGAACGGAGGAGAACAAGUUUUUGGGCAACGACUCUGACGAAUGAUAAUUGAUAGCGAUGAUACAUAUACUCCUAAAAUAAAACAAAAGAACCCAAAAAAAAAAAAAAUGAAAAUUUUUUAAAAAUAUUUAAUAAACAAAUCAUUAUUACCUAUUAUUAUUAUAUUUAUUAUUAUAAUGAAACAAAUUUAGUUAUUAUUCAUGUAAAGAACGAACCAGGAAGGCAAAGCAAAGCGAUAACAAAUCUUGCGAAAUGCAAAAACAACAACGAGCGAAGAAGAAAGCGAAGAGAAGAAUAAUGAUGAAAGUGAAUUAGUAGCUGGCAAGUGAGAAUGACGAUGAAGAAUGAAAUUAUAUUGAUAAUGAAAAUACAACAUUUAAAGUUAUUUAGCAGUAAAUGGGAAAAGAAUUAAAAACAAACAUGAAAACAACAGACAUCAAUGAAAAACAACAAAACAAUGAAAUACAAUAAAACACAAGAAAUAAAUUAC